Messenger RNA from Priceomyces carsonii, 507 nucleotides. RefSeq lists its product as uncharacterized. Gene Ontology annotation, cellular component: mitochondrion. The coding region runs from base 1 to 507 and encodes 168 amino acids. Lineage: Eukaryota; Fungi; Ascomycota; Pichiomycetes; Serinales; Debaryomycetaceae. Gene Ontology annotation, molecular function: oxidoreductase activity. The transcript has a single exon. The record is from RefSeq and is a predicted model, not a curated record.
AUGUCUCUCUUCAGAAGCUUGCAGAAUUCGCCGGCUACCAUUUCAAUCUUUCAUAAUGGCAAACUCCCGGCUUCUGCAAAGAUAUAUAAACUUCUUGAUAAUGCAUAUUUUAAGUUGAAUGACAAGAAGAACAAAUUUCAAAUCGACUUGAUGCAAGACAAAAUGCCAACAUAUGACCAAUAUGUCUUAUUAUCUCAAAAGUUCUUGAAGGACAAGGCAAGCAAAGACACUUUAAAGCAAUGCUACCCUUUGUUCAGUGACAGGAAAACUUCUGGCCCUGAUGAUGUAAUUAUUAAAGGUGUUCAGCCAUCUAGUGGCCUAAAAGUGUUUAACGAAGGUGAAUACAGCAUGAUAUAUGAUGCCUUCAACACAUUGAUAACAAAAGACGACGCUGAUAUUAAGGCCGAAGACAUAUUUCGUCCACCUUUAGUUGUUGAUUGGGAUCAAAAUCUCCUUGCCAAUGAUGAAAAAGGGUUAAAUCAUAUCCUUGAAAAGUAUCAAGACUAG